AUGGUCUUGCCAAGAUUAUAUGCUGCUUCAUCCCGUGGGGCUUUGAGGGCUGCUAAGCAAGCUCUCCCCUUCACUGGAUUGAGAUCCAUGGCCACUGCUGCUGCCACUUCCCAAGGUAAGGUUAGAGCCGUCAUUGGUGCUAUUGUGGACGUUCAAUUCGAACAAGGUAACUUGCCAGCCAUUUUGAAUGCCUUAGAGAUUGACACUCCUCAAGGUAAGCUAGUUUUGGAAGUCGCCCAGCACUUGGGUGAGAACACCGUUAGAACCAUCGCUAUGGACGGUACCGAAGGUUUGGUUCGUGGUGAGAAGGUUUUGGACACUGGUGCUCCUAUCUCUGUUCCAGUCGGUAGAGAGACUUUGGGUAGAAUCUUGAACGUUAUUGGUGAGCCAAUUGACGAAAGAGGUCCAAUUAAGACCAAAAAGAGAAACCCAAUUCACGCCGAGCCUCCUGCUUUCGUUGAGCAAUCCACUGCAGCUGAAGUUUUGGAAACCGGUAUCAAGGUUGUCGACUUGUUGGCUCCUUACGCCAGAGGUGGUAAAAUUGGUUUGUUCGGUGGUGCCGGUGUCGGUAAGACUGUGUUCAUCCAAGAGUUGAUUAACAACAUUGCCAAGGCCCACGGUGGUUUCUCUGUUUUCACCGGUGUUGGUGAGAGAACCAGAGAAGGUAACGAUUUGUACCGUGAAAUGAGAGAAACUGGUGUCAUUAACUUGGAAGGUGAUUCUAAGGUGGCCCUAGUCUUCGGUCAAAUGAACGAACCACCAGGAGCUAGAGCUCGUGUUGCCUUGACUGGUUUGACUAUUGCCGAAUACUUCAGAGAUGAAGAAGGUCAAGAUGUCUUGUUGUUUAUCGACAACAUUUUCAGAUUCACCCAAGCUGGUUCCGAGGUGUCCGCUUUGUUGGGUCGUAUUCCUUCUGCUGUCGGUUACCAACCUACUUUGGCCACCGAUAUGGGUUUGUUGCAAGAGAGAAUUACUACUACCAAGAAGGGUUCCGUCACAUCUGUCCAAGCCGUUUACGUGCCAGCUGAUGAUUUAACAGAUCCUGCUCCUGCUACCACUUUCGCACACUUGGAUGCUACUACUGUGUUGUCUAGAGGUAUCUCUGAAUUGGGUAUCUACCCUGCUGUCGACCCAUUGGACUCCAGAUCCAGAUUGUUGGAUGCUUCCGUUGUCGGUCAAGAGCAUUAUGACGUUGCUACUCAAGUGCAAGAAACUUUGCAAGCUUACAAGUCUUUGCAAGAUAUCAUUGCCAUUUUGGGUAUGGAUGAAUUAUCUGAACAAGACAAGUUGACCGUUGAGAGAGCCCGUAAGAUCCAAAGAUUCUUGUCUCAACCAUUCGCUGUUGCCGAAGUUUUCACCGGUAUUCCAGGUAGAUUGGUUAGAUUGAAGGACACCAUUGCUUCUUUCAAGGCUGUCUUGGAAGGUAAGUACGACCACUUGCCAGAAAAUGCCUUCUACAUGGUUGGUGGUAUCGAAGACGUUGUCGCCAAGGCUGAAAAGUUGGCAGCUGAAGCUAAACAAUGA
Lachancea fermentati is the source of this 1524-nucleotide messenger RNA. NCBI's taxonomy places the organism in Eukaryota, Fungi, Ascomycota, Saccharomycetes, Saccharomycetales, Saccharomycetaceae. The record is from the annotation of a GenBank genome assembly.